AUGUCUUUGAAUGGGCUCGAUAGUGCCCCCGUCGUCGAAGCCUACCAAAGUGCCCUGGCUGACGCGGGCGGGUGGUUUCUAUUACACUAUGUUGCAAGAGAUGAGGUUGCCCUCCACGAACGAGGCGUCGGCGGGGUGCCCGAAAUCCGGAAUGCCAUUGACGGCUACGAGGAAUGCUCGCCGCUCUAUGGCUUCCUCCAAUACCGGCGCAGAAAAGUGAUUAUCCGAUACAUGCCGGAGGGAUUAUCUCGGCUUAUACUAGCUCGAAGCAAUGUCCAGUUCCAAUUCGUGAUCGACAAGUUCACCCCCAACGACACCAUACUUCCUCUGUCCAAAGCCUCCGAUCUCACCGAAAGCGCCCUGUCCUCCGCUUGUCUCCUCCAUACCGCGUCGACCUCAAUUACCUCUUCCUCAAGCUCGCUUCGUCGCCGCCGACUGAUGGAAAUCACGGAGGAUGCCGAGGAGAACGGCACAAAGGAUGAAGCUCCGAACCCAAUCACACAUCUCCAGUCGGAGGCCCGACGCAGACCAAGGAGUGUCAAGUCGGAAGCUACCUUGGUGCCGUCGCCAAUUGAACAUCCCGUGGAACCGGAACUACCCCCGAUAUCACCAGAAAGUGAAAAAGCACCAGUCGAUCUCAUACCACCCCCAUCCCGAUCGAGCUCCCGAGCCACACUCUCUCGAGGGAGUCCCGUCGAACCACAAUCAGCGACAAUGUCCCCUAGGUCCAUAAAAUCAGAUCGCUCCCGCUCCAGUUCCAGGUACCGAACUAUCUUGGAUGAAUUCCCCCGUCCUUCGGAAGAGGCCCGGUUGUCCAGCCAAUCCAGCCGUCCCUCACUCCGAGAUUUGGAACGAGCCGCGGGAUAUACGCCAAAGGUUAAGCUGGGACCCCGACCGUCCGUGGAUAGCAGUGGUAGACCCCGCACAGCAGGCAGUUCUCGAAAUUUAGACCAACGUCCUGUUGCAUCCCUCCCGACAAAUAUGCGCUCAUCUUCCGUGCGAAAGCAAAACAAUGACGCGCCGCGCCCUCGAUCUCAGGGGAGCACUUUCGCAAUCAAACCCACUAGUCGUGUUCCACCAGUCCCCCCUUUGCUGGUUCCACCCCCCUCUAUCCCUAUUUCGAGACCUCAGCUUUCCCCUGGCGCCAAAUCCCUCGGAGCUCUGUCGACCUCCUCGGGAUUGACCCCUGAGAAAGAACGUUUGAUGAAGGCUUUGCAGCAAAGAAGGAAGAAUAUGGCCAAGCGUGCGGAGGAAACGAAAAAGAAGCAGGCCUCUGAGGAAGGGCUCAAACCAGUGAAGCAUAUCGCCAAGGAUCUGGAUGCCGAUAAAGAGAAUCUUAUUCAGAUUCACUAUCCCGAUUCUGAAAUGAUGCUGUCUGAGCCCGAGACAAUCCAACAGGAUCAACAGGAGUUACCUUCAGCCAAUUCACCCGUGCCUCCUGACUCCGCCCCUGAGCCUGCCUCCGAGUCUAUUCUUAAACCCGCGUUCGAGCCCGUUCAUGAUUCCACUCUUGAACUUGCCACCGAACCUGUUCCUGAGAGCGUUAUUGGAUCCGCUCCUGAUCCUGUCGUCGAGGAAAUUGCUGAAUUCAGUCCCGACCUCGCUCCUAAUUCGGUUGGAUCAAAUUUCGAAGCUGUCCGUGAAUUAGUCGCCGACCCAAUUGUUGAGUCUGCUGUGACGCCUGAGCCAGAGCAGCUUUCUGGGCCUCUUGAGGCUGAAUUAAACCCGAUCGGUGAUAUUUCCCCUGCAAGCGCUGAGGAUGGGCCAUCCUUACCUACGGCCUCAAGUACCGACAGAUUUAUCUCAGCCGAUCGUGCUGCCACACCUUCAGAGACAGUUAAGGAGGAAACAAUACAGACAACCCCUGAGGAUGAAACACGCACCGAGCACGAGGACUCCGCAAUCUCUGGUCUCGCCCCACCUACCUUUAAUCCCGACGUCCCACUUCCUUCGGAUGCCCCACGAGAUUCAGGGGACGUCUCCGAAACACAUUUCGAAAUUUCUCCAGCUGCAUAUGUACCAACUGACGAGCCUUCUGACGUGCCUAUCUUAGCAGAGGUCCCUCAGGCGGUUCCCCUCCCCUCCGUCCCCUCUAUUACCCCUCUAGAGAGCGUUGGCACGGAAACACCAGUCGCCCCCGUUUUUGUCUCAAUCGAGGUGGACGAACCGACCCCUGAUCGCCUAGUUGCCGAGAUAGCCGAGCCUCUUACCCUGGAUCAGAGGCGUAGGGUCCGCCUGGAGCCUAUUCAAGUGCCUACUCUAGAUUUCUCGGACGACGACAACCUCCUUUCCGACGAUUCGUUUAUGGAGGAAUUGACAUCCGCUACUGUCCAGCAAGCUAGACCGGUAUCUGUGAAAUCUCCCAACGGCGUCGAUCACGCCUGGAAAAAUUUACGCGCCGUCUCUAGCCCGUUCUCUAUGGGGGCAUCGUCGGGUAUGCAGGCUCUAGCAGUGGGCCGGUCCGUUUCUAGCUCCCACUCUGAAAGUCGCCCUACUACGCCGGUUCUCAUGGCCAAGAAGAUCAACGUCUCCUCUGGAAUUUCCAGUCGUAUCAAAGCUCUUGAGAAGUUUUCGAGCCGCGAAGGCACUCCCUUGGGUGCCAGUCCGGCUGUAAGUGCGCCGUCGGCCUCGUCGUCUUUCGAGAACCUUCGGAAACGCGCAUCUAUCUCAUUGCCCGGUGGGAACCACGAAUUCACUCCACCAAGCACAAUGCAUUCUGCUCAUGUCCCUGAGAGCUUUUCCCGUGCGCCGAGCUUAAGUCGGCACAACCGUCAGGUGUCUGUGGAUACUGCGCGACCUGCUAGCUCUAUUUCCGUGACGGCCCGUAUCGUGCGUGAUGCAGAUAUCUCUCCCGUGCCUGCUGGACCUGAGCCCUCGGAGACCGAUGUUGUCAACCCCCAGGCUAGUCCUGUGACUGUGGAGCCUGAGAUAGCUGAGGCACCACUCCCUGAGAUCUCGCCUAUCGAGCCUGCCAGCCGUCCCCAGGACCGAAGCUUGUCAAUCUCAUCUACUACAUCUAAUCGCCAAGCGACAUCUCGCCCUGAAAGCCGUCCCGGAAGCCGCCCCUCUCCCCCCUCGCGCUCUAGGACUGACGACAGCGUCCAAUCAGUCUCUUCGACGCCCGAAGAUAAGAAACCAUCUCGCACUUCGCGACUCAUACGCCGCAUGUCGUCGAUCACAUCCAACUCUCGCCGGAGCAUUAUCGGAGCGCUCAGCUCGCCAGUCAAGGAAGAGGAGUAUGUUCCCACCCUCACAAAUGGGUCGAGUAAGGCUUCAGAGUCUACUAGCUCGCGUACCUCAGAUGCUAUUGAAAUUGGCGAGGUGAACGUCCAGUUCCCAGAAACUCUUCUAUGGAAGCGUCGGGUCAUGCGCAUCGAUGAAGAGGGAUACGUUGUUCUGACACCUGGCACCAAUGAUGCCACCACCCGGAACAUGACUAAACGCUACCAUCUCACCGAGUUCCGCACUCCUUGCCUUCCUGAUGAAGAUAUGCAGGAACUACCAAACAGCAUCUUGCUUGAUUUCUUAGAUGGAAAUACGCUUCAGUGUGCUUGUGAAUCCAGACAGGGACAGGCUUCUGCUCUUCAGACUCUCAUCGAGGCCCAUAGCGCCCACCAGCAAUGA
Penicillium roqueforti is the source of this 3624-nucleotide messenger RNA. RefSeq lists its product as uncharacterized. Bases 1 to 3624 code for a protein of 1207 amino acids. The record is from RefSeq and is a predicted model, not a curated record. The transcript is spliced from 4 exons. NCBI's taxonomy places the organism in Eukaryota, Fungi, Ascomycota, Eurotiomycetes, Eurotiales, Aspergillaceae.